Aptenodytes forsteri (emperor penguin) is the source of this 2497-nucleotide messenger RNA. It is a transcript of the gene HARBI1, whose product is annotated as harbinger transposase derived 1. The transcript is spliced from 2 exons. The record is from RefSeq and is a predicted model, not a curated record. Lineage: Eukaryota; Metazoa; Chordata; Aves; Sphenisciformes; Spheniscidae. Bases 55 to 1101 code for a protein of 348 amino acids.
CUGGGGAAAGCUCUGUAACAGAGGAGCCCCAGAGGACUCCCCUGGCCGUCAGCCAUGGCUGUACCUAUUGCAGUUCUUGACUGCGACCUCUUGCUGUAUGGCCGCGGACACAGGACUUUGGAUCGCUUCAAGCUGGAGGAUGUCACGGAUGAGUAUUUAGUAUCCACGUACGGCUUUCCCCGACAGUUCAUUUACUACCUGGUGGAUCUCCUGGGAGAUAGUCUCUCUCGCCCUACGCAGCGGUCCAGGGCCAUCAGUCCGGAGACGCAGAUACUUGCUGCACUGGGUUUCUAUACCUCUGGCUCCUUCCAGACUCGCAUGGGGGAUGCUAUUGGCAUUAGUCAAGCCUCUAUGAGCCGCUGCGUUGCCAAUGUAACUGAGGCAUUGGUGGAAAGAGCCUCACAGUUCAUUCACUUUCCUGAGGAUGAAGCUACCGUUCAGAGCCUGAAGGAUGACUUUUACGGGCUGGCAGGCAUGCCGGGAGUGCUGGGGGUGGUUGACUGCACCCACGUGGCAAUCAAAGCACCAAAUGCUGAGGACCUGUCCUAUGUGAACCGAAAGGGUCUCCAUUCUCUGAACUGCUUGAUGGUGUGUGAUGCCAGAGGAGUCCUCCUGAGUGCAGAAACACACUGGCCAGGCAGCCUGCCCGACUGCACAGUGUUACAACAGGCAGCCCUUACAAGCCAAUUUGAAACUGAGCUACAUAAAGAUGGCUGGCUACUUGGUGACAGCUCCUUCUUUCUCCGAACGUGGUUGAUGACCCCUCUGCAUAUCCCUGAGACACCUGCAGAAUAUCGUUACAACAUGGCGCAUUCUGCCACUCACAAUGUCAUUGAGCGGACGUUCAGAACCAUUCGGUCACGUUUCCGCUGCCUGGAUGGGUCCAAAGGCACCCUGCAGUAUUCUCCAGAGAAAUCCAGCCACAUCAUUCUGGCCUGCUGUGUGCUCCAUAACAUCUCCCUGGAACACGGGCUGGACGUGUGGUCUUCCCCGGCCACAGGACACAUGGAGCAACCGGAAGAAGAGUAUGAGCAAAUGGAAUCAAUGGACUCGGAAGCCUGUCGUAUUCGUCAGGAGCUUUUACUUACUCAUUUUAGCUAAUAUUGUGACAGAGGGAAGGCUUCUAAUGGUUCAUCUGGGAAGAUAUACAGAGGAAAUAUGACCCUUCCUCCUCUUUAAGUCUGUAAGGACUAAGCAGACGUGAGACGAGGAGAAAUUUUACUCUCUUCAUUUCAGGCAGUAUUCUGAAUUUCUCUCGAUCUUUCCAGAGAUGCAAUUUAACCGCUAAAUUUUUACUGUUGUGAUGCUUAUAGACUCCCCUUUCAUCUGAUUUAGAGAACAAUGACUAAUGUGAGAUCAGUGGAGAGACUUGGGAAAUUGUCUUUGAUAAUUAUGAAAAAUCUGUAAGCCUCGCACCGUUUUACAAAGCAACAACAAUUCUAUGCUGCUUUGUAACCCAGAACGUUCAUGACUGAAUUUUAAACAGUAUUUCACACGAAAUAAACUUCCAUGUGGACUCAUGUCUACCCUGAAUUCAUGAGCAGCAAAGCAAACAUUUAUCUUUUCGUUUGCAGAUACAAAUUCUUGCUAAAUACCAUUUUGCAGUUUUGCACAUCAUGCAAAACCCAGCGAUUCCUCUGGAAGCUGACAGCUGUGUUCUGGGAGGAGUCUGGCUUUUUGCUGGGUACACACUAGUGCUUGCACGUACCUAGAAGGUCAAGAAGGGUUGAACGUUUCUUCUUUCCCAAACAGACUGGGGAAGAUGUUGAGCUGUGGUUGGCUCUGUCAGUUACUUAACAGAUAUUAGGAAAUGGGCUAGUGAAUGUAAGUCUAGUUCUCGCUAGGUAUGUCUGCCACAACAGAAAUUGUCAGUAACUACUCAUCUUGUUGGCUGCUGUAAAAGAAAUGCCAAGGACUGGCUGGUCACAAAAAUUGAACUGGUUGCAAAAGUUCUCCGUUUAGAUCAGAGCUGAGGUACAGAAAGGCUGCUGUACCACUGCUGGCAAUCUACCUAUUCAGUGGAAAAAAGAUGACUAAUGCACGCAGUUGUUGCUGGCACAGGACUGGAAAGUUUCCUGGCAAUGUUCUCGUUCUAAAAGGUGCAGGUGUUUCCAAGGAUCUCUUAACAGCAGUCUGAGAAAAUUUUUGUUUCUUAGAUUUUAUUGUUUACUGGGCAGUAAGUGAAACACAACUGGUAGGGAAUGCAGAACGCUGAAAAAAUGUAGCUACUUAAAGUAGCAGUGCAACCAUCUGGCACAGCAGGUCUCUCUGUUCUCUUAGAGGAAAUGAGCCUGGAUCGUGCCCCACGUUUGAAGAAUAAGAAAGUAUGGGACACGUUCCUAAGUGUAGGAUGGAGAUGCUGGAUUAGGUAUAGUUCUGUCAGGUUAGCAAUGGCAGCAAGCAUUUACUAUCUUAUAGAAAACCAAGCAUGCUUUAUGAUGUAUAAGCAGCAUGUUUUCAUAAGCCUUGAUGAGAACUGUUACAUAAUAUGUACAAC